CAAUUCAGUCUCGAGUGAACCUUGAACCGUGCCGGGUGUUUUUACUCCUCAGUCAGCGCCAACGAGUGUGUGCAAAGCGCGCGCGGAGAUUCCACAAGUGUGUGCCUGAACGAUUGAUAGCAAUACUACUUGCAAAUACACAGCUACUAGGGUGCCGUUUGAUUAUGAAUCGUGUACCCUUAGUAUAGAUGAGAAUCCAAAGCGCAAUCUGCUUGCGAUGUGUUGUUUUCCAAGUUGCUUAGUGUGAUACUUCAUUCAAUUAUUUCAUUCGGGGCGAAGUAACGACAUGUGUACUUCUAAGAAAAGUGUUUAGUGUUCAGGCGAUGUGAUAUAGUUGGACCAUGAAAUAACAGGGACACCCUAAUGCAUAAGUGUGUUAAUGGGAGUGUUGAACAGCAGUUGGGUGAAGCAACUGGGGAGCAGCUACAUAUUUGAGUGAGGUCCCCGAAAAAUAAGAAACAAAUUGCGACGGAGUGGAAGAGAGAAACAUCCAAACGACGACGAAACGGGACCGAGAAGUCAAGUCUCGGUGCCAACACGAAAGGCCCCCAGAAGUCAGCGAAUGGCGAGGCAGAACGAAGAAACGGGCAGAAUUCAAGAUAUCGGAAUCGGAAGGGCUGCUCGUUGCUGUCUCGAAUAUCAGUAACAAAACCGGUGCUGGAGAAGAAAACGAUAAAACCAGAUGAAAGCUUCUUAAGUGGAAACGUAUAAAAGAAGUUAAAUUCAGUGAUUUUUAAAAUGUUCCCUUGAAAUGCAUUCUACACAGUGCAGUGUGGCGCGAAGGAGCUUAAAGUGAAUUCGAAUAACGAAGAAGACAGAACUUACAUACUUGCAAGGUCAGCGAAAGGGUUGCCCAGUUCCAGACUAAUACCCAAAUUCCGUGUCCGCUUCCUCGCAACAUAUGGCGGACCCACUUCCAUCCACGUUCUCAAACGGGUUCGCGACGUUAGGCAUAAGGACGUAAGGCAUAAAUCUGUUUGCAUACGGUGACGACGUUGUGCAUUUCAGUGCCCCUCGAAAGCAGCCACCACAAACGCCAAUCAUCGUCAAACGAGUGAUUUAUGUGAGCACACUUCCUGAGGCACACACAAGUCCCCAAAAAUCCGCGACAGCAUAGUGUCUCCGCCCACGUUCACAUUCGGUGGUGAAUGCAAAUUUCCCUAAGCCCAUCAGCAAAGUGUCCGGCAAAUCCGGCCAUCAUCGUCACCAUUAUCAAGAAGAGCGUGAAGCUUGGGUACACAAAAAAACCUAAAAGCGGGUCGUCGUCGUUGUCGUCUUCGUCAAUCAGAAAAGCCUCGUGAAGACAGAGAAAAAAGUGUGCUAAGUUAGUGUGAUGUUAGGAAAAAGUUGCACCUCGUCGAAGUCGAGUUCGAUGCGGCAGCAACAGCAGCAGCACCAAAAGUUCAGAUGAAGUUUCUGACAUGGAUGGAAAAGAGGUGGAAGUUUUAUGUUUUAUUUGCUUCCGAUCAAAGUUUUCUGAAUAGCGUGCGGCCAUGAGUGGGCGUUGAUCGCGCCAGUGUUUGUGUGCCCCAAGCACUUUCCAUACGUUUAAGUCAUUCAAUUUGGAAAAGUUUAUUUUCCGCUCCACAAAAUCUGUGCAGCGAUCUGUAGGGGUUGAGGAAGUUCGUUAUAGUGAAUGAGCAACAAUGUGUCAAAUGAAGAAGGAAAUAAUGCAUAAUCAGUGUCAUAUUAGUUGGAGGAAGAUGUGGCAGCCAUCUGUGAUAUAUUUGUUAGUGAUCGUACAAACUGCCGGCUGGUGGAGGUUGGGGCAAGCAAGACCUAGUGAAGCGAACGACAUGUAUCGCGACCUACUUAGCCAGAACGGUGCCCCCGAAAUCGAAUCGUACGAACCGGAGGUGGAACUGGCAGCAGGCAUCACUUACGAGAUGACCUGCAAAGCCAGCGAACCCAUCCGAUGGCUCAUCAAACGCACAGAACAAGAGGAUAUUGAGGCACCUUUAAUCGCGACCGAAUCUAUCACCACAGACGAUAAGAACAAACCGUUCGGUAUCAAGGUGACGAUUCCCGAGACUUCGGCCGAAGUCGUUGGUCGGUACUAUUGUAUCUACGAGUCAGUCGACAACUUGGACCCUGACGUUAACUUGGAAGACCAGGAAGCUGAGUACAAAGCAACCAGCACAUAUAUCUUUGUCAAGGAUCCCAAGAGCCCACUUGUUCCAGUAACCCAUCUCGUAGUCUCCGCCCAACAGUACGAGGAUGUCGUUAUACCUUGUAAGCCAUCGUCCAAGGACGUCAUGGUCGAAUUGGUCAAAGAUGAACAGGAGAUGCAAAUUGACAACUACAGAUAUUCCGAAUCGCUGGGGUUCGUUCUGAGACCGUACCGUCUGGAGGAUGGUGGCCACUACAUCUGCCGGGCCAAGGAUGACCCGAACGGAGCCGUACUCUACAUCCAGAUGGACGUCAUGGAAUCCUAUGAUUUCGAACAAGCAAUUACGGAGUAUAUCCAGAAGCCUCGAAUCGAGUUCAACGGUACGCAACAUUUUAAGGAGGGCGACACCAUCUCGUUGAACUGCCUAUUGGACGUUGCCGAUACGGUAAAGUUCGACAUGAAAUGGAAGCUGCCAGACAAAGUGGGAAUUGACAACCCCAGAGUAAGCAUCAGCCGAAUGUCGGCUAUUGCGCUUCCAGAACGUCCAAACUACCUAUUGGGUCGAUCGACUUUGACCAUUACCAAUGCAAUGGAGAGCGAUACCGGCUACUACCAGUGCAAUGUGACCGACCACAACUCUCACACGAACCAGAAGUCGGUCCAGGUUUACGUCGUGAAACAGGCGGACAUCGGCUUCAUAGAACUGUAUGAAGACAACAAGCUCGAUUUCAUCAACAUCACCAGCCGGCGGGAUAUCAAAAUAGUCAUCAAGUUUAAGGCUGUCGUCCAGCCGGAGUUCUACUGGACCAGGGACGAUGACCCGGAACCGCUGGAAAUCGGCGAACGCUACACGAUAGCGGAAACAAAUCAGAAAAUUACGCUUACGAUUAAGAGAUCGACCAUUUCCGAUACGGGGACGUACACGCUGCAUGCAAAGAAUGAGCACACGUACAACAGUUUUUCAAUGAAGGUGUACGUUAGAGAGAAACCUGUCGUGUCUAUUAGUCCAAUCUACGCGCGACCGGGAGAAAGGGUCACAUUUGUAUGCACUGCCGUCGCCUAUCCUCAACCAGCAAUGCGGUUCGCCUUCAUCCCAUGUACGGGGACUCCCUGGAAGAACUGUUCCCAGUCGCUGAACAAGGAACAUGCCAAGCAUUAUCCAAAGAAUUCGCGACUAGUGGCCUGGCCCAUAGAGGACGAAGUUCUAAUGCGAACGGGCAAGCGUCUGGACGACAGCGGUAGACAACAGGACAUCAUCACCACGGAGCAGUACGAAAUGCAAGCCGAAACCGCCGGUUACAUCGGAUGUUUGGCCGUGAAUGGCUACGGAGAAGACUUUGUGAAGGCCGAUCUACUGAUCAGUGAUUUGAGCAAGCCGGUUGUGGUGGAGAAGCUGUCCCCUGAUGAAGAUGUUACAAUCGGCGAUGAAGUGAUAAUCGAAUGCGCCGCAGUGGUGUACAACCAUACCGACGCGAUCAAAUUCUUCCGCGAUGAUGUGCUGAUGAGUGGACUUGAUGGAAUCACUAUAGAAAAAGAUUACAGAACGUUUGCCUAUCGGACGAAGUUGAUUAUCCAUAGUGUCGGUCGGGAACACGAGGGCGUAAUUCGAUGCCAAGCGCCCAUGAUCGACUCGAACGACACGGACGAAGACGAGCUGAGGUUGGAUGUAUUUGAACCAACAGAUCCAGUGAUCGUGGACGAAAAUGUCCACGAAGAACUGGAAAUGGAAAUCGGAGAUCGACAUACGUUCUCUUGCAAUGUGGAGGGAAUGCCGAAACCAGUGAUUGAGUGGACCAAGGAUGACGCGUUUGUAAUCUUUGACAACGAUACGAUAAUUUUGCUGCCUAAUGGAAGUAUACAUAUGCCGUUCCUAAAAGUGGAGCACUCCGGUGACUACAAGUGCUACGCUAGGAACAAGGUUGGACACGCGGAGAAGCUUUGGAGCUUGCGGGUGAAAACCGUUACGAUCCGAAUGACCUGGGUCUAUUUGGUGAUUUCUUUGAUAGCCAUCUUGGUUAUUGCAGUUGUGCUCAUAUCCAUGUUCUAUUAUAAGAAGAAGAAAGAAGUGAAGGAAAUGAAGGAGGCUGGGUUAGCUCACUUCGAAGAGGGUGACCUGGAACAAAUGAAUCCGGAGAUAUCGCUGGAUGAGCAAGCAGAUUUACUUCCCUACAAAACUGAGUACGAGUUUCCGAAGGAAAGGUUAAAAAUGGGUAAACAAUUGGGUGCAGGUGCGUUUGGUGUGGUAAUGAAGGCCACCGCAACCGGCAUCAUGGUCAACGAAGAUGAAACUGUAGUGGCCGUCAAGAUGGUGAAGAAGCAGACCGAUAAUGAAGUUAUGCGGGCGUUAAUUUCCGAACUUAAAAUCAUGGUACAUCUGGGGCAGCAUUUGAACGUAGUGAAUCUACUGGGAGCGGUUACGAAAAACAUCGCCAAAAGAGAACUCAUGGUGAUCGUGGAAUACUGCCGUUUUGGCAAUGUUCAAAACUUCCUGCUGAAGCACCGACCUUACUUCAUCGAUCAGGUCAACUCCGAAACAGGUGAAAUUGACUCGAGCAUUGACACAAAUAAGCUAAGGUGGUCAGCCGCAGGUUAUACGUACAACAGCAAUUCGGCUGGAUACACGAAUCCGAAGAACCACCUGAACUCCAAAGGAUAUGUGCGGCAUUCCGGUGUGCAGAAUAUGGCAAUGGUCGAUAGCUGUAACACGGAAGCGACCAUCAUGACCUCCGUCGAAGGUUAUGAUCUAAAUUCUGCCAAUACCGCCAAUACGGCCAACACUAACACCACCUCCAACUCGAAUGAACCACUCUGGCGAUCCAAUUACGGUAUGGACUACAAGGGUCCCGCUAGAUCGGUAACCACUACGGAUCUGGUGUGCUGGGCCUCGCAGGUAGCAUGUGGCAUGGAAUACCUUGCCUCCAGGAGGGUCCUUCACGGGGAUCUUGCUGCUCGUAACAUACUUCUUUGCGAUGACAACGUGGUGAAAAUAUGCGACUUUGGUCUCGCUCGUUCCAUGUACAAGACCGAGAACUACAAGAAAAAGGGAGAAGCUCCUCUGCCAUUCAAGUGGUUGGCGCUGGAGUGCAUUAGCGAUAAUGUCUUCGGCACGUAUUCGGACGUAUGGGCUUACGGCAUUGUGCUAUGGGAGUUCUUCUCAUUGGCACGGGUGCCCUAUCCGGGCAUGGAAGCGAACCAGGAACUGUACAAUAAAUUACGCGACGGAUACCGCAUGGAUAAGCCACAGUACGCCAAUCAAGAUAUUUACGACAUUAUGCUGAAUUGCUGGAAUGUGAAACCUGAUUCGCGACCCACGUUCAAAGAUCUGAAGAGCCGAUUCAACGCAAUGCUUCCGGAAGAAAUGCGAAAUCACUAUGUCGAUCUCAACGAGCCAUACCUGGCUAUGAACGCCGAGAAAGAGCAGAGAGGAGAACCAGACUACCUUGCAAGUCUAGGGCCACCAGAAGAACAGGCACCCAAAGCGCCACCCAACUAUGUCAAUGGAAUCAUCUUACCUUUACCGCCAAUUUCAGACAAACCGGACUAUCUCCAGAUGACCAAGUCCGACUCGGACGACAGCCAUUUUGAUUUUGCCUCAUUCAAUAACAGCCAACCGUCCCCCACGUUGAAGAACAACCUGGACUCAAGCCCGCAGCAGAGCGGCAAACGCCACAAAAAGAAAGCCAUACCCGAGGAAAUACCGAUGUUACACAACCGUUCCGGUGGCAGCCACGGAUUCAACUCGGACUCGGAAACAGAACCAACCAGCCCGGUGCCAAUGGUUCGCACAACUAAACUGGUCCAUCCGGAGCACGAAUACACCAACCUGAAGCGGCUGGACAAAUCCGACGGCACGAACGGAACCGAGCCGGGAAAGGACGCAUUCAGUAACCCCGGCUACGUGGUGGUCAACACGAGAUUGAAGUAGAUUUAGUGAAUCAUUUCCAAGAGCGGGAAUUAUUUUUACUUAUUUUGGACUGAGGCGAAGGACGCGGAUGUCGAAUGUACGCUUGAAUGUUCUUUGAGAAUAGAGUAUUAUAAUAGAGCGAUUAUAUCUAUUUACUACUUGAGCAAGUGUGUUAGUUUUGUAUGUUUAUGAAUAGUAUGCUUACGGGACACGAAUGAUUGUUUCACACUCGCUACGAGUGGGAAAAGCUUUUUAAGAAAAUUUCUCACAUAUUAAUGCCUUAAGUGUUUUAGAAACUAUUGGAUAUUUUAUUAUUACAGAUCAGAAUAGAUGUGUAUAAAUUAUUGUA
Molecule: messenger RNA, 6363 nt
Organism: Armigeres subalbatus
Lineage: Eukaryota; Metazoa; Arthropoda; Insecta; Diptera; Culicidae
Product: vascular endothelial growth factor receptor 1-like
Exons: 18
Coding region: 1647-6035 (1462 amino acids)
Biological process (GO): positive regulation of kinase activity; cell surface receptor protein tyrosine kinase signaling pathway; protein phosphorylation
Cellular component (GO): plasma membrane; signaling receptor complex
Molecular function (GO): ATP binding; transmembrane receptor protein tyrosine kinase activity
Source: RefSeq, a predicted model, not a curated record